UUCGUUGGCCGAUCACUCCUUUGCUCCGGUGAACAGAGGAGUCGGCGGCGGAUUUAGGCGAAGUCUCCCUCCGGUGAAUCCGUCCGUUUUCCCGGAGACGAGCAGCGAGGAGGCGUCGGAGAGAAAACGGCGUGAUCGGCUCUGUUUUUGUUCAAGCUCCUGGUUUGUUUCUCUCGGAUUCGGCUCCUCGGAUCCGGUGAAGAUUCUGCUUCCGAUCUUAUUCUUCGUCUUUGAUCGAGAGAGACCUGCAUUUCGAGACGAGGCUCAUAUUUUUGUCCUCUGGAUCCGUCUCAUCGAGAUUUGGUUCGAUUCGAGGAGAUUCUACGAAGGCUUGUAAGAAUGUGACAGAGAAUCGGAUGAAAAGAAAAAAGUGACUGAUAUGCUGAAAGGAGAUGUCAUUGAAAAGCAUCCUUCGAGAGCUGAAGGAGACGAGGGAUAGAACUGGAAGCAUCUCGAGGCGUAGCCGAGCUAAGUCCCACAUCGCUCCUGACCAAACUGAGCCGCCACCUAGAACCAUCCCGCAAAGCCCUUGGGCCUAUCUGCCACCGGAACUGCUCUCUGACAUAAUCCGGAGGGUGGAAGAGAGUGAGAUCUCUUGGCCUGCUCGAGCAGCCGUGGUCUCUUGCGCUUCCAUUUGUAAAUCAUGGAGAGAUAUCACCAAGCAGAUUGUCAGAAUCCCCGAGAAAUGUGGAAGGCUCACUUUCCCAAUCUCCUUGAAACAGCCAGGACCUAGAGACAGUCCCAUUCAGUGCUUUAUUAAGAGAGACAGAGCAACUUCUACAUACCUUCUCUACUCCAGUUUCAUGCCUUCUGAGAAUGAGAAUGACAAACUGUUGUUAGCAGCAAGAAGGGUUAGAAGGGUGACCUCUACGGAUUUUGUAAUCUCCCUUUCUGCAAAGAAUUUUUCACGGACCAACUCCACAUAUAUUGGUAAACUAAGGUCUGGUUUUCUAGGAACCAAGUUCACCAUGUAUGAUGGCCAAAUACAAGUCCAACCUAGGACUAACCCGGGCCGAAGGCUUCACCCCAAGUUGAAUGUACAUAACUAUAUUAUAGGAACCAUAACCUAUGAUCUCAAUGUUAUCCGGACAAGGGGGCCAAGGAGAAUGCAUUGUGUCAUGGAAUCUAUACCCCUCUCUUCUAUCCUUGCUGAAGAAGACCAAGUCUCUUCUUCUUCGCCACCCCCCAAUAUUUCUCAAAGCUUGCUCGACCAGAAACUGGUUCUCAAAAACAAAUCGCCAAGAUGGAACGAGCAAUUGCAGUGUUGGUGCCUCAACUUCAAGGGGAGAGUGACUGUUGCUUCGGUUAAGAAUUUCCAGCUUGUGGCAGAUAUCAACCCAUCUUUGGAUAUGCCUCCUGAAGAACAUGAGAGGGUGAUCUUACAGUUUGGCAAGAUCGGAAAGGACAUUUUCACCAUGGAUUAUGGAUACCCUCUUACGGCUUUUCAAGCCUUUGCUAUAUGCAUCAGCAGCUUUGAUACCAAACCGGCGUGUGAAGGGUAAGUUACCACUUACCCUUCAGAUGAGAUCCAUUGAUGCAUCAUUUGAAGGCUUUUCUGAUUUUCAAAGUGUUGAUAUCUAGCCUUGCCAAAUUCUAUGUAAAUUGCUGUAGCUAAUUGACUCUUCAUUAACCUGGCUCUCACAGUUACAAAAUCCUGAUCUUAUUUAUGUCCUUUGCUUCGUUUUGACAAAAUUAUAAUGGAUAAGAACAAGCAAGUUACCAUGUUGUAUAUCUCAUGUAUAUAAGCAAAUGCCUUUA
Tarenaya hassleriana is the source of this 1758-nucleotide messenger RNA. RefSeq names its product tubby-like F-box protein 2. The transcript is spliced from 6 exons. The coding region runs from base 393 to 1502 and encodes 369 amino acids. Gene Ontology annotation, molecular function: protein binding. Lineage: Eukaryota; Viridiplantae; Streptophyta; Magnoliopsida; Brassicales; Cleomaceae. The record is from RefSeq and is a predicted model, not a curated record.